Messenger RNA from Gasterosteus aculeatus aculeatus (three-spined stickleback), 4654 nucleotides. The record is from RefSeq and is a predicted model, not a curated record. Lineage: Eukaryota; Metazoa; Chordata; Actinopteri; Perciformes; Gasterosteidae.
CGUGGAAGCUUGGGGGAAUAUUCAUCCGUGGUUUCCAGAAAUUAAGUAUCCAAGUUGGUCAGGCUUUUUCGGAGGAAAAUGCGUGUCCAUAGACGGAUUUUUGACUUGAUAUUUACUCGUUCCGGAUGGGGCUUUACCAUUUCAUGUUAGCCCAAGAGAAACUUUACAGUUGCAAACCGCAUCGGGCUUUAUAUAUUAAUGCAACAAUAAUCUUUAGAAAUAACGUUACAUUAUAUUGAGUGCGAGUCGCUGAGGGGCGCGCGGGUCUUAAGUUGCUGAUGGGUGUGUGCACUUGAGUGACAUUGAUGCCGGAUUGAUUUUUAACAUUAUCCCUCCCAGGGAAUCUAUACACGAUCGCUGGUUUGGUGAUCUUUUUGUGGCACUUGUGCGAUUGAAGUGAAUGAUGCCGACGAGGGAGAUAACGACACGUCCUGUGGGUCCAGACAAAAGGCCCCUCGGCAGGUGGAUCCAUCUGCUCCUCCUGAGCAACCGCUCGUGUGUGGCUCGUGUACAGCAGAGAUCCUCCCUGGUUACGGGGAUGGGAUGCGUAAAGUUUAACCCAGGCUUUGGGUUUGGCCUCUGAGACAGAUGGCUGGAAAGAAACUGUGUGGACACACACACAAACACACACACACACACACGCACACGCAGACAAGGAUUAUAGUGUCGUCCACUUUACAUUGAGUUGAGGAUCUGCAUUCAUAUUCAUGUAUUCUGCAUGAACGUGCCAUUGAUGGCUGGGUGUCCAUCUUAAAGUCACAACUUUGCUGCUGUGCCUUUUCACAAGGCGCUCCACAGAGUGAGAUUUAGGGAUCCACUCUGGAGUGAUGCUUCCUGUGGUGUGGGUAUCCCUGGAAUGUUGGACGCAUUUUCCUUGGAUGCUAAUUUACCGAUAUCGGGUGACACAUAAACAGAGAGAUUUGCCUACAUUUACAACCAAAGCGCACGCACACACACACACACACAUAACCAAGCUGACCCACAGCAGAGUGUGUGUUUGCGCGUGUCCACUAGUUAGCAGCCAGUGCCACACACGCACUGUGUGCUUUGCUGUGCAUGUGUGGAGAACCACAAAAUGCACUGAGGAAUUUGGGCGCUGCUGCAAGAAGCUAAAUAGUAGCUUUCACUUGACAUUCAACGCCUGCUGUCAGAGAAGAGGAGAGGUUUGUUUACACGCAAGAUCACAACAGUCGCUUUUAGUAUUCACACACACAGGUGACGAAUAAAAAAAACAUGCAAGGAAAAACAUAAAAGAUUCUUUUGAACACGAGGUGUCACAUAAUGGCUUGACGAAUAUGUUGAAAAUCUUUCGCGUUUUAAUCUUUAUUGAACCCAUUAAUAUAUAUAUAUAUAUAUGUAUAAUAUAUGUGUGAUUCGCAGUGUGCAACAUCAAGAGAUGUUCAAUCCUCCCUCCGGGUUAAUCUGGCCCCCCAACACCUUUUAAUGAGGAUUUUAGAGUUCAGUUCAUUUAUUCCUGUUGUGUGUCAGAGACAGAGAGAGAACAACAGAAGGCGUAAGAGACAUACUGAUCAUUACAGCUGCUGUUAUCUGACCUCCCAGCUUACAGGUUUCCUCCUCAAACACACAAUUAACGCUGUGAAAGCGACGUUAUCCAAGAUGAGGUCAACUUUGUUUUGUCUUUCUCUUAAUUUUAAGGAUGAUGUCUGCUGUGUGAAGUGUGUUAUGUCUGGACGCCGUGACUAUGACGGGACCCAGCUGAUGAAUCACAGGACGCGGUGGACGGAGAGCGGGAUGGCUAAUACCUUAAAAGAUGAGAAGAUGAAUGUGGAGGCCCUAAGCAGAGCAGAGCUACUGACUCUCCUCAGUGUCCUGGAAGGAGAGCUGGAGGCCCAGGAUGUGGUCAUACAUGCCCUCAGGGCUCAGCAUAGAGAUGCUUUCGUGCAGGAGCGCUACGGCGAGUAUGACCUCAGCGACCCCUUCCUGGCCCUGCAGCGGGACAGCGAGUCCUCCGAGCGCCAGAAUACGCUCACCCAGUCCCACGCACACCGGCAGGGUCGGGCGGUGGGACCGAACCCUCUGGCGGUGCUUAAACUGGUCAUGGCUCACUGCAAGAAGAUGCAGGAGAGGAUGAUGGGACAGCUGGCUUCUGCUGAGAGCAGACACAGGAGGAUGAUAGCUGAUCUGGAGGAGGAAAAGCGGCAGCGUGCUCGGGAGUCUGCACAGAAUGACGACUUCACCUUCAUGCUGCAGACAGAGAGGGAAAAACUGCUGCAACAGCUGGAAGUGGAGCGUGCGACAGUGCAGAAGUUAGAGAAGGAACAGGAACAGGCCGUCAGCCAGGUGGUGGAGUCACUGUCCCAGCAGCAACAGCUCUCAUCAAACCUGACUCUGGAGCUCCAAAAGGCCAGCAGCCAGGCGCAGGAGGAGGCUCAGAAGGUCUCCCGACUUCGCGCUUUGCUCCAGGAGGAGACCAGUGCCCUGGAGAAGCUCCAGGGGUUGCUGGAAGGUGAGAAGAGCAGGGCAGCGCAGCUAAAGGAGAGGUCUGAAAGGCAGCUGGCCGAGUUUGACGCAGAGCGAGAGGAGAUGAAAGCCCGGAUCGGCAAAGAGCAGGAGAGGAGCAGGGAGCUCGCGAGCCAGCUGGAGGAGCUGAGGUGGAGGUUGACUGAAACGGGAGGCGGUAAAGACGGGGUAAAAGAGGCUGAGAGGGACGGGAAAGAUCCACGUCCCUCGGUGGUGUCCACAUCUGUUCAGACUGAGCCAGAUGGAAAGAUAACGGUCGCCCCGAAAUCAUCUUCCUCACUACCGAAGGCCAACGGCCAUCACGCUCAUAAAGAGUCCGAACCCACGCAGGAGGGGAGAGGACCAGAGAGCGGAGGGGUGGUAGAGAACGGGGGAGGUGCACUUUUGCAUUCCCCUCUUCACCCUCACCCGCACCCUCACUCUCCUUCCAGCACGGCCUCCUCUUCCCUCUCCUCCUCGCCCAUCUCCUCGCCCGUCAUGGCCAAGCGGCUGGGCAGCCCAGGCUUCCACCAGUCCUCCUACCAGGCGGGCGUCAACCAGCGAUUCCACGCCGCCAGGCACAAGUUCCAGAGCCAGGCUGAGCUGGAGCAGCAGCUGCAUGGUGGCCCUCUUUCCCCCCGGGACCUUUCCCCCACCACCUCCUCCAUCCCUCCCCCACUGGAGCACAGCUCAGCGAAGCAGCUGGCGCGCAACACCGUCACCCAGGUGCUGUCGCGCUUCACCAGCCAGCAGGCCGGCGCCAAGCUGGCGACAAUCAGCAGCUCUCCGUUCGGCACGGACUACCGCAACCUGGCAGCAACUCCUCCGGGGGGGAGGUCUCCUUCCUCGGGGCCUCUUUCUCCGGGCAUCCGCUCCCCGCUCACUCCGCGCUCAGAGAGGACCCACGCUCCUCCGAUUCCCCCCAAGAAGCCCGGCAUGAGUCCAACCCCGGGCUCCCCGAGUCACUCUGCUCGGACCAGCCUCUUCCCGGAACUGACAGGGAACUGUGGACACGGCAGCAGCGGGCAGGAAGGAGCUAAAGAACCCGACCUGGUUUUGUCUUCCGGCAGCUAACGGCCAGAUCAUACGAACUAACCGCUAAAGAAGUCGCUCCCGAAUCGACAGUCACCGUAACCGCGAUUUUUGCCAGCCUUUAAAUCCACUUUAUAGCACUAGUGAUCAGAAGGAGACUUCAAAGCUGGACUGGUUCAAACAAAUGCAUUCGAGAGUUUGUCACCUAAAACAACCACAAAAUAACUUAAUAAAUCUUAUUAUACUAUAUUUUAAGUUGAUUAAAUAAAAUUCCAUAAAUAUUCCUAGCUUUACUCUUUUAUAUAUGUUUUUUCUACGUUCUCUUUUACUUUUAUUAUAUAUUAAGAAACCAUGCCUAUGAAUACAACAAGCUAAAGACCUGUUUGGUUUUGAAGAAAGACUUUUUAACAAGAUCUUACAGUACAACACUCCUUUUUUAAAUUCUAACAUGAUGCGUUAUUUGAGCAUGAAGAGAAAAGAAAUGAAGACUUAAGUCAGAAGCGACACUGUAUAGCAAGUCAAAGGCUGAAAUAAAUGGAUGUAGAGUGUAGCAAAUGUGUACAUAACACCAUUAACUAGUGAGUAGUUUUAAAAUGUUUCUCCAAUCAAUCCGUAUGCCGUCCCUGCAGACAUCCUGAGACAGUCUAUGAAAACACUAUAAUACUGUAAAUAGUAUAGUAGUAGUAGAAUUCACAGUUGAUUCUUUGUGAUUGAACACAUGCAAACGCUGUUUUCUUUCUUGAACACUUGUCAUUAAUACACUGAAUAUUGUCCUUAAAUCGGGCACACUUUUUACAACAUUACUGUAAGAUAUUCUACGUCAACAAUUUAUAUUAUUUUGAUUCAGGGAAGUUUAACUUCUGCCUUACUCAAACCAAGGACUGUGUCACGAUUAUGUGACAACUCUUUGGGGACAUUUCCUCAAUGGACAUGAUGGGGACAAAAAGGUUUGAAUCUUGCUACUUUAACUGUUUCUAGAGGGACUGUCGAAACAGCUGACAUUGUGUUGUGUGACACAUGUUUGUUUUAGGUUUACUGUUCUUUUUUAAAAUCUUUAAAAUCAAGAAUUUAUUAAUCAAUUUAAGUCUGUAGAUUUAUACACUGUUUGUGAGAGGCAAUGUCCAACAGUCUCUUAUAAUAAAUAUGCAUAUCAUGAACACCU